This is a messenger RNA of Porites lobata, 5780 nucleotides long. The record is from the annotation of a GenBank genome assembly. Lineage: Eukaryota; Metazoa; Cnidaria; Anthozoa; Scleractinia; Poritidae.
AACACGGAGACGUUAACGAAGGCGGGCUUCAGUCUUUUAACAUGGUGCCUCGCUGACGAAGUAACCGAAAUCUCAUUGGACGUGCUGCAAUUUUCAACUGCAUUCAACUUAACAUCCAGGAUUUUAUCUUGGCUUAAUUUAUAGGAAAAUCUAAAAAUAUGGACAGUUUUACAUUUUAUCUUUUAUCAGUUGUUCUUGUGCUAACUUUCUUUGUGGCCACGCCAGCGACAGGUAAGGAGCAAUUAUACCACUCGUUUGAAAAUGUUAAGCUUGAAUAUUUCUCUCGACACAAAUGCUACCCCUUUUAUCUCAAGAUAUUUUUUAUAGUAAGGAGUUAAGCAAUAACUAAUAAUAAACAUUAACCUCUUCUUCUUGAAUAGUUCUUUAAAUGCUAAGGUAAUUUUCCGGUUUUUGGAUAACAGGUUUUCGUUAAUUAACUACCCAGGUUUGUGUAGGUUUAAGCACAAAUUCUUGUUGGUAAUUUUCUUUUCUAGCGCCCUUUUUAAACAAAUAUUAUUUAAGUACACAGAACAGUAGAAUGGUGUUCUUUUUGAUAAAAACAAAGAGGUAAUUGCCAACCAUAUCAAUACCGUGAUAGUGAAACGCUAAUAAUCUUUGAUUUCUUUCAAACUCCUCUUUCUAUUUCAGGAAGUGAUUCCUUCUUUGGUCUUUAUCGAGGUAACUAAGAUUUUUUGUAUCGUUACUGCAGUUAAAUUCAUAUCCUCUCUUGAAAACUGUAUUUACCGUAGUGUCAGCCACGUUUGGCGUAAUUCAAUUUUAAAUGGACCUCUAUGCUUAGCUUAUUUCAGGCUCUCAGAUUGUAAAGAUGACGCGUGAAGUGUAAGACACGCGAAAAUACAAUCGCGCUGGAAAAAGGGGCGGUGUCCUUUCUUCAGUUUCCUUCCGUUUUAUUUUCAUUUUUGCGCUUUUUGUAUUUUUGCGGACCCGACUAUCUUGGAGCCUGGAACAGGCUACUAUAUACACCGCAGUCAUUUUCGUCGCCAGAGUUGCGAUCCUUUUGGCCAGCGCCAAGCGGAGAGCUCUGGCUGGCAGGAGGGCAGAAAGGUCCGUGCAAAACACGGAGUUCUGCCGGCUUUCCAUGCCCAUCUUCAGAGAUCCGAAACAAUGACGAUUACCAUAGAUUACAAUAAGGAAACCUUCUGCGCUUGCAUGUUAUCCUGGUCUCAGAAGGAGCUGCAGCUGCUCUUGAUCCGUGGCGCUGACGACAAGGAACGCAGUUCUGGGGAGCGGAAUGAAUAGCAUGCUUUCGCAGAGAAAACCUGGACCAUUCAAAGUCCUAUUUUUUCGUAAGAUCUCCGAGAUCAAGCUCCUACCUUUACCGGCGGCCAUCUUGCGGCAACUGUUCUAAGGAGGCGGGCCCUCGCGUUUAAUUAGAUUUGGCGCGACUUGGUAAAUUUACAGCCAAGAUGGCCGCCCGUAAGGGUAGGUGCUGGACCCCGACGAUCCUACGAAAAAAAAUUGGUGACUGUGACGACUCUAGAGAAAACCUAACAGAGAAUAUGAAAUCAAACUGAUGGACAAUUAUAAAUGGAAUAUCUUUAAAUAACAUUAGGAAGUGAUGGAAAUUUAAAAAAAGAAAUGGAACUAGGCGUGUCUGGGUCUUCGCUGAGUAGAUCGUUUGACAUUAUGUGGAUACAAAAUGACCUUUGUGAGUCAAACGAAUCAACGCGUUUGCGAAUAAAGCUUCGUAAGGUUCGGUAAUACACGCAUUUCUAGUCAGCAGCGUUAACACUUCGGAACAGCUCAUGUAACUGUGCUUUGAAUUCUGUCAUCUGCAAAUGACUAAAAAUGAUUAUUUGUUUUUCCUGUAAGCAUCACGCUCCGCCCCUCCUCUCGCAAAAAACCAAAACCCCGUUUGUAAAACAGCGCAGCUACUGCACAGUGACAUAGUGCAGAAUGCAUCGCUUGAGGGUCAGCUGCAUGCUGGGAAUUUCACCUUUCUCGGCCCAGUAAAAAACAUGGAGGAAUGUAUGUCAUUAUGCUGCGCGAGCAAGCGAUGUCAGUUGGCGUACAUGGAUCAAGCAAAAUGUUAUGGUGUCAAGUGUUACAGCGAGGAAUUGUGUAAAAUAACGACGGGUUACACGCCGAGUGAUGUCAAGAUAUCGCUGAUGGUUAGGAACGAUAUCAACAGAAAAGGUAUAUACCUGUAAUAAUAAUAUUAUUAUUACUAUAAUCAUAACUAUAACAAAAUUCUUAAAUCUGAUCGGCUAUCAACUGCCCUGAUUUCAGUCUUAAUAGGACAGUUAAAUAAGACAGUACGCGUCAUGCCUAAGUAAUUGGACAGUACGCGCCAUCACGUGCGGGCUUAAAUGGCUUUUUUUUUCACUGCUAGCAAAAAAAAUCUCGGAAUUUCUUGUCUUUUGUUUAAAAAAAGAGCCUCAUAUAUCACAAAUUUUGUUAAAGUUAUGAUUAAUUGGUAACAGAACUUCGUGUCGUCCAAUUCGGUCUCUUAUCAUACUCGUGAUUAAACAAAUCGGACUCCCGCGUUAAUCACUCGUAUGAUUACAGACCAAAUUGGACUCCACUCAGUCCUGUUACCAUUACUAAUAAUUACUAUUAUUCUGUAAUCAUAAUUGACUUGAAGAAUUUUUCAAAGACGUUUUAAUGAUCGCUUGUGCCUAUUGAUCAAUUAAUAACCACAAGGGGAUACUCUUGCAACCGAUAUGAUAUUAGGUGACAAAGAACUGGGCCUUCAUAACAGCGUUGAUUCUGCUCUGAUGAGGGUCUGGCGAUAACGUUGUCAGCUUUUGUCACUACCUUGCUGUACUAUUUCACCUUUUUUACUUCGUGAACAGAUUUAGCGGGUUUUUUCAGUGUUUCCCCCGGGGAUCACUCAAAUGUGAGGGGUAGGUUGUACACGAUAAAUGUUAAUGUAAAAGAAGUUUGAGUAGAGGAGGGUAGACGUCCCUGUGUAAGAAAAAACCGUUCAUUUUGCACACCUUAUUUCAUGACCCUGACUCAUUUCGUUUCGGAAUUAGCUUUGGUUGAAGAAGAAAAACCUUGUUGGUACCCCGCCCUUAUGUAGAUCGCUCAUCGCCAUAUCCAAAUACAAAUUCUCCCUACUAAUCUCCAUACAUUUCCUUAAAGAAUUGGAUAAGAGAAUUUGUUUGCUGAUCAAAGCUUUUCCCAUCAGGUGAUCAUCUCAUUAAUUCUCACAACAUUUUCUCUACAUUAUGUAUUGACAUUGUUACGAGAAAAUUGACUUUGGUCACUGUUGGGACUUAAAGGGUAAACACUUCCUGUUCAAAAAAGACACUAAAAUCCAUACCCUGUUCAGCGGCACAUACCCGUCCAAACCAGUAGUGCACCAACCCCCUCCCCUCCCACCCCCUCGGGUGUCUCAUAAUCUUAUUUUCUCGACCAAUCAGGAAUAAAUUCACCCAUGUGUGACGUACUGGCAUCAGCAUCCAGUUUAUGCUAAUUCUUGGCUGCCAACACAGGUUUUCACGAAAGAAUGCAUUGAGUCAUGAUCACACUAAGCCUUAAUAUAGCACUAUUUGCUUGUGUUUCUUCCUGUUACGUAGCUCAGUAGGCGCUGUUUGUAUGUUUAUUUUUCAGCGUAUGUGACAGCAUACAUUGUGGUGGUGCUGGUAGCCUUUGGAGCUGCCGUGUCAGGAACAGUGUGGGCCGUUUUUAUAUUUGUUAGAAGGUACGCUGCAGCAUAGAGUUGAACAAUUCAGUUACCAACGCUGUGUUUUCAUUUUUCAAUCUCCAAGGCCGGAAACUAAUAAUUUUUAGUCAAACGCAUAUCGACCUGAGUCACCGAAAGACCGGGACGGGAGGGAGGAGGACUGUCUCGUUAGAGGCGGCGGAGCGUUUUGAAAUGUGGGGGAAGGGGGUGAUCAUCGUCGACUCAGUCAUACGCAUACACCUAUAUAGAUUUUCCAAAAUGCCCUUUACGAUGUUCGUUAGCACGAUCAAUUUUCACAUUGUCUAGUGUGUCCGUAACCGAUUGAUGACAAUCCAUCAGCAGGCGGUUGUUCAGGCGGUCCUGCUUCAUUGUGCUUCUUAGAUAGUUCUUGAGCGUCGUCUAAUGGCAGAAAAUGUGCGCGCGCUCUGAAGUUGCCGAUGUCACAGGUUUUGUCAAAUACAACCGUAAAAGUGUUUUUCGGCAUCAAAACGUGAGGGGGGUGGCUACAGACCCCUCUGCUCCCCGUGCUUCGCCGCCUAUAUGCUCAGUCAAUUCUGAUCGACUUGAAUGGAACUAACAAUUAGCAGUCAGUUAAAUAUAGUUCGAUGUUAAAGUUGUUGUGAAAUUGAUCUCGAGUCCACCUCCUGAAAAAUCACUAUCAGCGGAUAAGUAUUAGGGGAACCAAUUGCACUAUCCACUGAAUAGAGAUUUAUCCGGUGGAUAGCGGUAUUAAAGAAUCGAGGCCAGAUGGAUAGGGUUUUCGGUGCAUAUUUUCAUGCUUUUAAUAAGAAUGAGGAUCUUUACAGACAACCCUCUCUUAACGGUAACUAUACUCUCUAUGAGACGGACUACGGAAAUGCAGGCGCUCUACAUGACAGUGAAUUGCAAAAUGUUUCAUAUCUUGUUGCUCCAGUUUGCAAAGUGCAUUGUAAUGCUUUGAGACCAAGAAGCCUUGAACGAUUGCUUGUAAUGAACGUUUGAUAGAUUGCACGAUGAGAAAAUGACUCCACUUUUCUUUUACAAAGUUCCAGGUUUAGCUGUUUUGUACACUGUUUUGUACAAGUUAAACAAACGUGCAUUCACGGCGAAUAGGUUCAGCUUUAAAAUUACUCGUGCCACGUUACCUCGACUCUCUCAACCGCCACUCCAGUGCCGAGUUGUUCAAAGCUGGGUUUAGAUAACUCCGGGUUAGUGCGAGAUUUAAAUUCAGAUUUGACAGCUUAAAAAUCAUUUCAGUUUUUAUUCUUUUGGUCUAUAAGUUGAUGAUUGGAAGGUCUAAAAAUGGCACAGAAAAUUAUACGAGAGAAUGCUUUUGAACACAAGAGAAAGAAACCUGGGUUAAAUUUAACCCCGGGUUAAGCGCUAAUCGGCCUUCGAACAACUGGGCCCAGGGCUUUAACUCUCUAUUAGCCGGAGACCCUCUAAGACGGACAUUCAGGGCCGCUCUCGAAGGUUUCCGUCUUAGAGAGAGUUGACUGCUAAAGAAAUGAUGAAGCACAAUGCCUCCUCCUCAGAGGCUUUCUUUUUUCGCACUUUGGUCGCAUCGCGGACGCAAUUGGCUUGUGAUGAAGCGCGCGGGAUCAUGGGGUGGAGAAAGAAGACAGGCUAAGCGACAUCUUGCCCGCUUCCUCCUUCCCACCGUCCUUUACGCGCAAAAAGGGAUGUCUGUGAAGGGGGCAGAUGAGCGCAUAUGAGGUCUCCAGUCCUCUGUUCGAAGACCUUACAUAACUCAUCUUCCAGUGAGGUGCUCUGUGUUAUCAGUGCUUGGUCGUUCGUUAUUACUGGUUUCUAAAUCUUUACUCGAGUGGCAGAGAGGUUUGAAAUAUAACACUUUCUGGAAAGAAAGGUACAUCUUCAACGGGAAUAUGAGGUCGCUUUCGUUAAGGGUGAGUUGGGAAAGGUCUUUUGACUUUAGAGAUUGAACAAGCUUGGAUUUUUCAGUAGCUGUAAAUACUUUAAUAGCAGUGAAAACAGCAAACGGCAAAAUUUAUACUAAGCAGUUAUCUGUGCGAAAACUAAAGUUAUAUAAAUUUCUUUCAGAUAUCGAGAAAAUGGCGGGACGAAACCGAAUGAAGGUGAUGAUGAAGAUCCUAAGGCUGAGCCCAAGGUGGGUACUCGAUCUCGUUAG